AGGACCAGGAUAUAGAACCCUAGGGAUCACCCAAGCAUGGCUCCUUAGGGGCUGCACUGGUCUAAGGGUGGCCAUGUCCUCGUUUGCCCCAGUUGCACAAUGUGCCCAAAAAGUGGGCAUCAGGAAAUGCUGGUUGAUGGCCCAGAUGUGAGUGGAGCUGGGCCAGUUAGAAUGCACAAGCCUAGCAGUACACUCCACACUCCAAGCUCCAAGACCUUAGCUUUGGAGAGCCAGGGAGAGUUUGUUGUGAAUUCCUUUGAUCAGAACUGUUCUAGUGUUUGCAAAUUUGGGUGACUGGAUAGGCUCUUAAGAGAAAAGAGACUCCUCUACACAGUCAUCCUGCAAAUCCCUUCUCACAGGACCCACCAUCCAGAGACCCCCAUCUUAGGUGGAGGUGCCACCACCCAAAACUAUAUCCUAAAAGGUGGUCGUUUGAUGGGAAGGAGGAGGAUGGAAAGACUGACUGUGACUGUCUUGGGUCUUUCUAGCACCCCUCUCCCAUCCCCCAGAGUGGAUCUAAAGCAAUCACCCAUCCUAGAGCAUACAGGAUUGGGUUACAAAGAACUGGGUGGGGGCAGCUGAAAGAUGAAAAAGUCACAAAAGGAACGUGUGGGGAAGGGAGGAGGAGGCCUUGAUGGUAUGCAUUUGGGUUGAAAUCUUUUCGGGUUCCAGUGCGACCUCUCUUUGCCAACCUCCAGCUGGAGCUACUCUCUCCAAAGACUCAGCCUUGCUUCAUCCAGACCGGCCUCCCUAAGUGAAUCAAUGGGACAUCUUUCUCCAACCCACACCCUAAAUAACCACCCCUUGGGCUAUCCCUUUGCAAAUUUUUUUCUUUCAAGAUAGCCUUUGAAGUUCGGUUUCUUUGCUGUAAAUGAGAAGGGGGAUGCUCUAUGCAGCUUUCACCUAGUUCUCUACCAGCCCCUCCCCCUCACGCCCUGCGUUUGCCCAAGACAAAAGUGCAUAUUUUUCUCUGAGUCCCUCCAGCCGGAGUUGCCGGUUGGUCCCGACAGUCUGAGAAGCUAGGGCAGCCACUCCAGAGACUGACAUUCAGUGCGUCAGCACACAGACCCGGCCCCACGGUGUGUGGGCGAACAGACAGACCCCCAGUGUUCCCGGGACCCGCGGGGACCGGCGGGCGCUGUGCGCGUGGGUGGGGGAAGGUGGAGAAGGGCGGCGGUGAGGCAGAGUGGGCCGUCAGCUCCAAGGCCGGGAGGAGGGGAGCUAGGGCUUCAGCAGAGAGGCAGCUGCAACCCAUUAGGGGCGGUGAGCUCAUGGCUGAGUGAGAGUCUCAGCCACAGGAAACAGCAGCGGCAGGAGGGGAGGAGGGGUCUGGGGCGGGAGGCUGCGGGCGGGAGCACAGAGACGGGGCCUCCUGCCGGCCGGGACCAAAGAGGAGACCAGAGAGACUGAGUCAGCUCUCCCUGGCGCAGUUCCUCUUUCUUCUUGCUCCAGCCUCCCUGCCAGGGGGUGCCCUUCGCUCCAUAGAGGAGCAGCCCCGGUAGUGCUCCUUCCCCUCCUCCACUCCCUGCAGUGAGCGCCCCCUGGCAAGGCCUCUCCCCCUCCUCCACUCUGCAGUGAGCGCCUCCUUGGCCGUGACCCCCUUGCAGUGGGCGCUCUCCCAGGCAGAGCCCACUCUUGGAAUGGUUCUUUAGAGAGUACUUCUGGAGUGAAAGUUCCCAGACAGUGUUCAUUCCUGUUGGUGUGGGCUUCCCCUUAACAGUAUCGUCCUGCUUCCUGUGCCCUGAGUUGCUGCAGCCGGAGUCCCCUACCCUCUGCAGGCGGCUCCUGCCCAUGCUCGUUCCCUUCUGCAGAAGGAGUGCUCAGAGGUAGCGCUUCUGUUCCCUGCAGCGUGAGCUCUGGGGCACUUCUCCCCAAUCCCUGGUCUGCUCUGGCAGCGCCACAUCUCCUGCUACGGUGACGGUGACACUCCCCCCUCUCGUCCACUAUCCUGAGGCAACCCCCUUUUCUCUGCGGGAAUUUCCCUCUUUGGCCAUACCCCUGGCCUCAGCCCAGCCACAGCUGCGGUCGGUCCCCCAGGGCCGGAUGGGUGGGCCUGCCUCACCGGGUUGGGACUGGGAUGGAAAAUGGUGGUUCCAGUCGGGUCAGUUCUCACGACCCGAGGCCGAGCCCCUUCCAUAACCACUAUUGGACCAAGCCGCAGGGGUCUCCGCGGGAGCAGAGGUUAUGGGCCAGAGAAAACAUCAAAGACAGCCCAGGAACUGAGAGACUUCUGGCAAGGAGGUUGGAACUAAGUGUACUAAUGACACCAGAGAGGAGAAGACCAGAUAGCAAUGUCUUUCCUCCCACCCAUCCGACCCCCUCGGCACAGCGGGUCCUCAAACUCAGGGGACACCCCCUCCUCCCAGACUGGUCUUCACCCAGAAACCUUUCUACCUUCUUCUUACCUCUGGGCUGUCCUUGGCCUCAGGCAAGAAGAAUCCCUGAGCCCACCUAGCUCAGCUGUCUUCAGCUUUUAUCCUUCCAGCUUUUGGAGAAUUAUCAAGCCAGCCUGUUCCUUCUAUCCUCUCUGAAUUGUUUACCAGAAAAGGUGCCGGAGCCAAGGAUAAUUGGAAAAAACCUCUCACCCAAGGACCACAGGGGGAAUGGCACCAGCUGUGGCCCAGCUCCUUUUCCUUCAGCUUGUUUUGGGACCAACUCUGGUCAUGGAUAUCAAGCUGCAGAUGGCUAUCAAGAACUUCCGCAAUUUACAUGUGGACUUUCCCAAGGUUAGCUAUCCAGAGAGUUUCCAGGGCUACUGUAAUGGUCUGAUGUCCUAUGUGCGGGGCAGGAUGCAACACUGGCAUUGCCCAAGGAUGCACUACGUGAUACAUGCCGCUUGGGAAGACAUCAGGAAGUUCUGCAAGCAUAGUGACAGCUUCUGUGAGAACUACAAUGAAUACUGCACACUCACUCAGGAAAGCUUUGCCCUCACCAUCUGCUACCUGGAUGUCAAACAGCCACCCACUAGCUGCCGCUACAAUGGCACCUCAACCAACCAAAAGCUCUACCUGCUCUGCUCCGGCAAGUAUGACGCUGAACCAAUAGGUAUCAUUGGUUUGUUCUAGGGGAUUUAAUUCCUGAGCACCCCCCGCCCCCACCUUUACCACCAUAGACCAGACUGUCCCCAUUUCCCAAACUCUGAUUCCUGCAACAAGACUUCCUUCCUGACUCUGAAGCAGGCAAGGUCCCCUCCCAAGAGACCAGGUAGGUUCGAAAACAUCCAGGGCUUUGAUCACUAUGCAAAGUUUUACUGUCUUCUAGGCUCUUUCCAACUUGUUUACCAUCCCCACCCCCAUCCUCCCUCUCCCAGAGACAGUAAAACCCACCCAAGAAGCUGACUGUGUCCACUUGGCAGUGACUGUCCACCACUGGGCCAGAUCCUAAAUCCUGGAUGGAGGCCCAGGGCCUCAGCUCACACCAUGGCAACAGGCACCAGCCCUAUGUCUCACUCCCAUCCCCACCAUCCUUCUUGGCUCUGUCUUCCCCAUUUCCCUCAUAAUGCCCUCCACUCCUCCCUCCCCCCCACAGUGGGUGUCUCUAGCUGCAGGAAGCUCCCUGAGGCCCUUAGACUCACUUUGGCUUCAUUUCCCCACAGAAUCCUCAGCUCCCAGCCUGCUCCACUCUGUGAAAUCAUAGAUUCUCCCUUCAUGUAACUAUCCUUCCCUCCCUCCUCCUACCAUGGAACCCAGUGCUGUCUCUGUCCCACAGCCUUUAGUCACCCUGCCUUCCUUUUUCCAACCUCUUUUCCUGCCCUCCUUCUCACCUUGGCUUACUUGAAUUUCAAGGUAUCUUCUCCCUUCCAUCCCCUAAAAUUUCCUGCUUCCCCUCUCUUCCAGUAGAUCCUCCUAAACCCCCAGACUCCAGGGUCUGCCCUUGACCACCAGGCAGGGGAUGCGGCAGCCCCACUCUGGUCAUGUAAAGUUUUUUUUGGGGGGGGGGCUCGGGGACCCUCUAGACACUGAUAGUCAUGUAAAGUUUCGAAACCAUAACUGAAUUACAUGAGAUAUAACCAUUGGGGGAAACUGAGUGAAGGGCACAAGAGACCUCUCUGUAUUAUUUUUUGUAACCUCCUGUGAAUCUGCAUUCAUUUCAAAAUAAAAAGUUAAAAACACACAUCUGAUUCCACUCUGAUCUAACUCCUUUUACUCUAUGCACCGAAACUCCUGCUCUUGGAGUCCUGGUAGCCACCCACCUCUGGC
This is a messenger RNA of Microcebus murinus (gray mouse lemur), 4199 nucleotides long. It is a transcript of the gene RNASE13, whose product is annotated as ribonuclease A family member 13 (inactive). Gene Ontology annotation, biological process: defense response to Gram-positive bacterium. Gene Ontology annotation, molecular function: nucleic acid binding. The record is from RefSeq and is a predicted model, not a curated record. Lineage: Eukaryota; Metazoa; Chordata; Mammalia; Primates; Cheirogaleidae.